AUGAACGUGGUGGUGCACGACGUGGUUGUCGUGAAAUACGAUUACAUCGCUCAAGAAGAUCAAGAGUUGACGAUAAAGAAAAAUGAGAGGUUGAAGCUGUUGGAUGACUCAAAGAAUUGGUGGAAGGUAGUGAAUGAUGCAAAUCGGGUCGGCUUUAUCCCUUCAAAUUACGUUCGACGAGAAUCCUUUGUCGACAAAGCGAUGGGCACAAUGAAGGACCUCGUGAGGGGGAGAAGCAAAACUUCUCGCCAUAUGACCCACUGUUUCGUGAUCGAUCUCACUGAUGUCAGCAUUCAAAUCAUCUCCAAAGAUCUCGCUACACCAACGAAACCACGUUACAUUGUACUAGAAGAUGUGCCCGAUCAUUUGAUGUCAUUAUUGGACGAUGAACGAUCGAUGGAUGAUCAAAACUCGGAUCAAUACAUUCACUGUUCACAGUGUGAUCAAUUUAAAUACCCAUUUUGUCGUAAACAUCCGCUAUAUUGGUGUCCAGACAAGGAGCUGAAAGAAGACAAAGAGAAUGCGCCUGAUCGAUGCAAUUUAACGAUUCCACCAUUCUUGAAAAUCCGGAUUUCGAAAAUUCCUGAUGCUGGUCAUGGAAUUUUCACGACAGCUGAACUGCCGAUUGGAAUCGUUUUUGGACCAUAUCAAGGAGUACUAUUGGAAGAUAAAGAAGAAGCUGAUCUAGCUGGAUAUUCUUGGGAAAUUUUGGAACAAGCGAAAGCGUUUUUCAUUGAUGGAAGCAAUCAAAAGCACUCGAAUUGGGUCCGUUAUGUGAACAGUGCGAGAAAUGAACAAGAACAGAAUCUAAUUGCUUUCCAGUAUUGUGGAUCGAUUUUCUAUCGUGUUUUUCGGCACAUAAAAAUCGAUGAGGAGUUGCUGGAGGAGUCCCCGGCCGCCUAUUCGGGAGACGAACGGAUAUUGCAAUCGAAUAACAAUAAAACAAACGGAUAUCAAUUCGCUGCAUCGCCCGCUUUUUCAAAAAACGGAACCAUGACGCGAGCUCUAGUCAAAUUUGCGUAUGAUCCAAAGAUGGACGAUGAGUUGCCGCUGAGAAAGGGAGACUACAUCGAGGUGUUGGAAAGGAGUAGCGAUGGAUGGUGGAAAGGAGAAUCAAACGGUCGGGUCGGUUGGUUCCCAUCUAACUACGUGGAAGAAGCAAGUGAACCGCCGGCGAGCUCAAACGGAAAUGGAUUUACAUCGGAAAACUCUCGACCUGUUCCCUCAUACAAUAGCGAUCGACCGGUGCUGGAAGUGGUGACCGCAUUGUACUCGUUUGAGGCAUCAAAUGGAGAGGAGUUGUCGUUCAGAAAAGGUGAACAACUGGAUAUCAUCGAUCAUCCAACAGACGAUCCGGAAUGGUGGACGGCCAGGAACUUAGCUGGGCAGUCAGGAUUGGUGCCAAGGAAUUAUAUAAAGGUCCUUCAAUCAAACGCAUCAAGCGUUCCACCGCCACCCCCACUGCCCCAAGCUGGUGGCUACAAUGGCGGAUACAAUACAAGCUAUCAAGCCACUGAUCCUGGUGAUUACUCAAAAGAGCCCUGGUAUUCGGGUCCAAUCACAAGACAACAAGCCGAGAGGAUCCUCGAUCGAGCAACACAAGGAGAUUUCCUUGUGAGAGACUCGGAAAGUCAGCCUGGCGACUUGUCAAUCACAAUGCGAGGCGUUGGAGGCUUCAAACAUUUCAAGGUGACAAACGUGAAUGGACAGCUGAAAAUCGGGCAGCGAACCUUUGACAAUAUGCACGAAUUAAUCCGUCACUACACAACGCACGCGAUCUUCAGCUCGGACACCGAAAAGCUGUGCCUUGGGAAACCAGCUCAACGA
This is a messenger RNA of Mesorhabditis belari, 1827 nucleotides long. The record is from the annotation of a GenBank genome assembly. NCBI's taxonomy places the organism in Eukaryota, Metazoa, Nematoda, Chromadorea, Rhabditida, Rhabditidae.